This is a messenger RNA of Mixia osmundae IAM 14324, 1388 nucleotides long. RefSeq lists its product as uncharacterized. Gene Ontology annotation, biological process: regulation of DNA-templated transcription; nucleotide-excision repair. The record is from RefSeq and is a predicted model, not a curated record. Bases 1 to 996 code for a protein of 331 amino acids. Gene Ontology annotation, cellular component: transcription factor TFIIH holo complex; transcription factor TFIIH core complex. Lineage: Eukaryota; Fungi; Basidiomycota; Mixiomycetes; Mixiales; Mixiaceae. The transcript has 7 exons.
AUGGUCGCCGCUGAUCGGAUACAUGACCUCUUAUGUAUCAUCAUCGACACCAACGUCUUGGCUUGGCACGAAUCCGCACAGUCGUCCGAGUCUGGCGAUAGGCUGUCACUCUCAGAAGCACUAGAGACUCUCCUCGUCUUUCUCAAUGCACACCUCGCUCUGCGCGAUCAGAACGAGCUCCUCGUCUACGGCGCAGGUCCAGGCCAUAGCGAGAUGAUCUACUCUUCGUUCGAUGAUCAAGGAGAGUCUAGCGCAGAUCACGCAAGCGAGACCAAUGAGAGAUACGCGAGUACCUUCCCCCGCUUCAGGCAGGUCGACACCCAAGUCAGCAAGGCCGUAGGUCAGAUGAUGCGCGAGCUCGAGCCAGAUACAGACGCUCCACCGGCCAUCGUGAGCGCGCUCGCAAGAACGCUUUGUCACAUCAAUCGCAUCUCGAGAGAGGAGACGAAGCAUACCAUCAAGCCGCGCGUUCUUCUCCUCAGCGUCAGCCACGACUCGUCGAGCCAGUAUAUUCCUCUCAUGAACUGUAUCUUCUCGGCUCAAAAAGCAAAUGUGCCGAUAGACGUUUGCAAGAUCUACGGCGAUGAUGCUGUCUUUCUACAACAAGCCGCCUACCUGUCUAGCGGGAUAUACUACAAGCUAGAGAAGCGUGCGGGACUACUGCAGUAUCUCAUGAUGACUUUUCUGCCGGGCGUGACCUCACGCAAGCUGCUCAAUCUGCCGAGCCAAGACGCUGUAGACCUACGAGCUGCCUGCUUCUGUCACCAAAGGAUUGUCGAUAUUGGCUUUGUUUGCUCGGUCUGCCUGAGCAUCUUCUGCACGCCAAGACCGUCUUGCUUGACGUGUCGGACCAAGUUUCCACUGAGCACACUCAAGAGAUUAGGAUUCGGACCUGCAAAAGGCAAUGCACCGCUCAAGCGUAAGCGACCAGAUGGUGCAAACGGCACUACAAGUCCCGCAACGCCAGCACCCAACACGCCCACUGUAGCGAUAUGACACAGACUGAUGGACAUGCAGUACAACAACACUUGUCGUACAACAGCGCAUUUUGCAAUAUCUACUUCUUUGUGCCGAUCACGAGUACGGCGAAGAGGGUGCCUCCUCGAGCGUAUUGAGACUAGGGUGUGCAGUCUCGACAUUGAAAGGUCGAGUAAGCCUAUUGGUACGGCCCCUGCCAGUGAGGCCGGUGAAGCUACUCUUGGGCCGAGCAGAAGGUCGACUGAUGCGUUGACUGACCUGCUGCUGCUGUUGCGUUUUGACAAAGUUGAUUGUCUCGAAUUGACGGGCGAGAAAUUCUGCCACGCCGGGCUGAGUCCGCAUACGAAGUAUGCGUAAUAGCAUGUCCGCGUUGUCUUCUGCGUCGUGAUCCUUACGCUUCUCUUGCUUCC